Molecule: messenger RNA, 2259 nt
Organism: Haliotis rubra (blacklip abalone)
Lineage: Eukaryota; Metazoa; Mollusca; Gastropoda; Lepetellida; Haliotidae
Product: proline-rich extensin-like protein EPR1
Exons: 4
Coding region: 1-2259 (752 amino acids)
Source: RefSeq, a predicted model, not a curated record
AUGUACGUUGUUACUGAUGAUAAAGCACAGAGCGAUGACGAACACUUGGAAGAUUAUGUGUUGAGUACUGAUGACAUGUACGUUGUUACUGAUGAUAAAGCACAGAGCGAUGACGAACACUUGGAAGAUUAUGUGUUGAGUACUGAUGACAUGUACGUUGUUACUGAUGAUAAAGCACAGAGCGAUGACGAACACUUAAAGCAGAAAGAUGACGAACACUUGGAAGAUUAUGUGUUGAGUACUGAUGACAUGUACGUUGUUACUGAUGAUAAAGCACAGAGCGAUGACGAACACUUGGAAGAUUAUGUGUUGAGUACUGAUGACAUGUACGUUGUUACUGAGGAUAAAGCACAGAAAGAUGACGAACACUUGGAAGAUUAUGUGUUGAGUACUGAUGACAUGUACGUUGUUACUGAUGAUAAAGCACAGAGCGAUGACGAACACUUGGAGGAUUAUGUGUUGAGUACUGAUGACAUGAAUAUUCCAGCUAUAUCCAAGGUCUGUGAGCUAAUCGAGUUCCAGGUAGAUAAUCUGCUCGAGUUCCAGGUAGAUAAUCUGCUCGAGUUCCAGGUAGAUAAUCUGGUGCAGUUCCAGGUAGAUAGUUUGGCCGAGUUCCAGAUAGAUAAUCUUAUCAAGUUCCUGGUAGAUGACCUGGAUGAAGAUGUUGUGACCAACAUCCAUACACCGCCACCCAUCUUCCCAGUACACCGCCAUCCCUCUUCCCACGACACCGCCACCCCUCUUCCCACGACACCGCCACCCAUCUUCCCAGUACACCGCCACCCAUCUUCCCAGUACACCGCCACCCCUCUUCCCACGACACCGCCACCCCUCUUCCCACUACACCGCAACCCCUCUUCCCAGUACACCGCCACCCAUCUUCCCAGUACACCGUCACCCCUCUUCCCACGACACCGUCACCCCUCUUCCCAGUACACCGUCACCCCUCUUCCCACUACACCGCCACCCCUCUUCCCACUACACCGCCAACCCCUCUUCCCACUACACCGCCAACCCCUCUUCCCAGCACACCGCCACCCCUCUUCCCAGUACACCGCCACCCCUCUUCCCACUACACCGCCACCCCUCUUCCCACUACACCGCCACUUCUUCCUCCUCCGCCACGCCCCUCUUCCCUACACCGCCAUCCCUCUUCCCACUACACCGCCACCCUCUUCCCACUACACCGCCACCCCUCUUCCCACUACACCGCCACCCUCUCUUCCCGUACACCGCCACCCUCUUCCCAGCACACCGCCACCCCUCUUCCCACAACACCGCCACCCUCUUCCCACUACACCGCCACCCCUCUUCCCACUACACACCGCCACCCUCUUCCCACUACACCACAACCCUCUUCCCUACAACGCCACCCUUCUUCCCACUACAGUACACGCCACCCCUCUUCCCAGUACACCGCCAACCCUUUUCCGCUACACCGCCAGCCCUCUUCCCACGACACCGCCACCCUCCUCCCACUACACCGCCACCCCUCUUCCCACUACACCGCCACCCCUCUUCCCAGUACACCGCCAACCCUCUUCCCGCGAAACCGCCACCCUCCUCCCACAACACCGCCACCCCUCCUCCCACUACACCGCCACCCCUCCUCCCACAACACCGCCACCCCUCUGCCCAGUACACCGCCACCCCCUCUUCCCAGUACACCGCCACCCCUCCUCCCACUACACCGCCACCCCUCCUCCCACAACACUGCCACCCUCUGCCCAGUACACCGCCACCCCUCUUCCCACUACACCGCCACCCUCCUCCCACUACCCCACCACCCCUCUUCCCACAGUACACCACCACCCCUCUUCCCAGUACACCCCACCCCUCUUCCCCUUCACACCGCCACCCCUCUUCCCACUACACCCGGCCCUCUUCCCAGUACACCGCCACCCCUCUGCCCAGUACACCGCCACCCCUCUUCCCACUACACCGCCACCCCCUCCUCCCACUACACACCCACCCCUCUUCCCAGUACACCGCCACCCCUCUUCCCAGUACACCGCCACCCCUCUUCCCAGUACACCGCCACCCCUCCUCCCACGACACCGCCACCCCUCUUCCCAGUACACCGCCACCCCUCUUCCCACUACACCACCACCCCUCCUCCCACCCCUCUUCCCUAACUCUUCCCUAACUCUUCUAAAUUUGAUCAUACGUCGCAAAAAGCCCUUUAGUUAUGGAAGGAAGUUUGACAUUGGAGAAGCCCGGCUGAUAACGGUGGAUGCGCGGGGCAUGCGAUACUGGUAA